GUUGGCGAGAUUAAUUGUGAUGCUGAUUUAGGAACGCGAGGGUUUUCGUAGGAGUAGAUCGAGAGGGGACGAGGCGAAGAGAAGGCGAGGAGAAGCAGCGAUGGCUAUGACUCUGAUGAUGAGCAAGACGAGGGAUCUGCUCGAAGAUCUGGUAAAGGACUCCUCCUGGGCGCUCUCCCGCCGCACCUCUUUCCACAGCGACGACGACGAGUUCGGUGACUUCUCCCGCUCCCCCUCCGGCCACCGGACCGACUACAUCGCCGCGCUGUCUCCCAUCGCUAAUCUCGUCGUUGCUCGAUGCUCCCUAAUUCUGGGUGUUUCUGUAGAGGAUCUUCAGCGUAGCUUCGAUGAAGAGGCGCCUGAGACCGUGAAGGUCGCUGCUCAUUACGCGAGAAAUUUGAUCGAGUACUGUUGCUUCAGAACGAUCGAACUGUCCUCUCAAGUUGCAGGGCAUCUAUCUGAUAAGAGCUUUCGUCGCCUUACCUUUGAUAUGAUGCUGGCCUGGGAUUCUCCUUCUGUGGCAACACCUCCUGCUUCGCCGCUAGCUAAGGUUGAUAAGGAGAGAACAGUUGGGGCGGAUGCCUUUUCCCGGAUAGCGCCUGCGAUCCCCUCAAUUGCAGAUGUGGUGAGCUGUUCAAAUCUUUUCAAUGUUCUUACUGCAUCAACUGGAAGGAGACUUUCAUUUGCUAACUACGAGAAGUAUUUGAGCACUCUAAACAGAGCAAUAAAGAAAAUGAAGACUCAGUCGGAAUCUUCUUUCCUCGCAGACCUCCGAUUCCAUAGAGGAGAAAAGAUUCUUGAUAUGGAUGGAACUCUGACCACACAACCUGUCCUUGAGCAUCUAGGAAUUUCUACAUGGCCUGGACGAUUGACACUGACGGAUCAUGCUCUCUACUUUGAAGCUUUAAAAGUUGUGACUUAUGAUAAGCCGAAGAUAUAUGACCUUGCCGAUGAUCUAAAACAGUCCAUCAAGCCUGAAUUAACUGGUCCUUGGGGUUCUCGCCUUUUUGACAAGGCAGUCAUGUACAAAUCCACAGCACUAUCAGAACCUGUGUUUAUGGAGUUUCCUGAACUUAAAGGUCAUUCUCGUCGUGAUUAUUGGCUAGCAAUUAUGCAAGAAGUUCUUUACGUGCAUAGGUUUAUUAGAAAAUUUCAGAUAGAGGGUGUGCAGAAGGAAGAGACGCUUUCAAGGGCUGUCAUGGGCAUUAUGAGAUUGCAGACUCUUCUAGAGUUGGUUCCUUCUGAGGUGAUUAGGUAUGAGUCACUUUUGACAUUCAACUUGUGUGAUCAGCUUCCUGGAGGUGAUCGUAUACUGGAAGCACUGGCUAGUAUGAUGGCAUCAAAAGGGUCAGAACACACUAAUAGAUCCACUUCUGGGACUGGAAGUCCAAGUUACUCUGUUUCUGCUAUGGGCAUCUUGUCAAACUUAGGGGUUGUGUCACCAGUCUCGACUGGUGAAAGACUUUGUAUUGGAAAAUUAAUUGUAGGGGAAAUGACACCCUUGGAAAAGGCAGUUACAGAGUGCGCAACUAAUUUCAAGAAGAUAGAACAAGCACAGGCUGCAGUUGGCGUGGUUAAAGUAGAUGGGCUUGAUACCAAUUUGGCUCUAAUGAAGGAAUUGCUACACCCGUUUACUCAAAUUGGAAAUUUCCUCAUGUCUGUGGCAAAUUGGGACAAUCCUGUCAAGUCAUCUGUAUUUUGUUGCGCAUCUUUUUAUGUUAUUCUUAGGGGGUGGCUUGGUUAUGGACUUGUUGCACUUCUUCUCUUUGUUGCAAUGUUUAUACUGCUAACUCGACUUAUCAAUCAAGGAAGACCAGUUGAUCAGGUCAAGGUGAUUGCUCCUCCAUCUAUGAAUACAAUGGAACAGCUCCUCGCAGUUCAAAAUGCAAUUUCUCAAGUUGAAGAGCUUGUUAAGAAUGGGAAUAUUGUUCUCCUUAAAUUACGGUCACUGUUGUUUGCUGUUCCUUCACAGGCUACUAUUAACAGUGCUUUAUUGGCACUCGUUGUGAUGGCUCUGGCUGUGACCUUUUUACCGGCUAAGUGGAUAUUUUUCUUGAUGUUUCUGGAGAUAUUCACAAUGCAUUCCCCACCGAGAAGGGAAGCUACAGAGCGAGCAGCUAGGAGAUUAAGAGAGUGGUGGUUCAGCAUACCAGCAGCUCCUGUUCUUGUUGAAAGGAAUAAUGAAGAGGGGAUGUAAAUAUGUAUGUGAUCUCUAAACUGUCCAUAUAAAUAAGUUCAUACUAUUCCAGCAGAAGAGAAAAUGUAACUGGCUGUUGAAACAAUUACUUCUCUGGUGCUAGUUCACUAAAAAGAUAGACUUUAGAUGCGAUA
This is a messenger RNA of Zingiber officinale, 2331 nucleotides long. RefSeq lists its product as uncharacterized. The record is from RefSeq and is a predicted model, not a curated record. The coding region runs from base 101 to 2197 and encodes 698 amino acids. The transcript has 9 exons. Lineage: Eukaryota; Viridiplantae; Streptophyta; Magnoliopsida; Zingiberales; Zingiberaceae.